AUGUCGAGCAACUGCCCUCGCUAUGCCCCUGCUCCAGGAGCGCCCGCCACCUCGUCGACUCCCCUGUCGACCGUUCCCGCCGCUCGCACUCGUCCUGGUAUGGUGGCGGCCAUCCAGACGUUCCAAGAAACGGGUGAUUCAACCGCGUUUGCUGGCCUCAACAGUGACUCGGAAGAAGACGAUUACUCGUACGCCCCUCGCUCGUUCCCUCCUUUACCCGUCUCUCUGCGUGGUGCUCAUGGUACCCUCACUGCCUCGGCCCUCGUAGAUUCAGGGUCGCCUCAAACGUUCCUCAGUGAGGAUUUCGUUCAGCGAUUGGGAUUGGAAAAACGGGCCUUGGAACAGCACACGAAGUACACUCUUGCAAUGCAGAACCAAGUUCCCACUGUCUUCACCUGCACGCAUUUUGUUCGAGUUCCGGUCGAACUGGCUAAUGGACGUUGGGCGGCGGGCCCGACGUACGCCGAAGUGGCGCCCCUUGGGAGGGACCUCGAGCUUAUUCUGGGAGGCAACUUCAUCUACACGCACAAGAUUGACCUAGGUUAUUUCCCACACCGCCACCUCACGUGUAAGAAUAACCCGGAGGAGCCAAUUGACCUGCUUGAACUAUCGUCCCAGCCGCGCGGCACGUCGCCCGUGGCCGCUAUCGCGCCCGUCAACGAAGACGAACAGCUCCGCCUUGCCGCGCUCGACCAGCGCCUCUUCAUCGAGCUGACACCAGAAGCUAGUUGUAAUCCAUAUAACUUGCACCUGUCAUCUUCGGUCACCAGUGAGGCUCCGCUGUCCGAGACAGCGUGCCUUUCACCCCAGGGAUCAAUUGGUGCAAGAAUGGACGAGUAA
This is a messenger RNA of Microbotryum saponariae, 840 nucleotides long. Lineage: Eukaryota; Fungi; Basidiomycota; Microbotryomycetes; Microbotryales; Microbotryaceae. The record is from the annotation of a GenBank genome assembly.